Messenger RNA from Acanthoscelides obtectus, 1301 nucleotides. The record is from the annotation of a GenBank genome assembly. Lineage: Eukaryota; Metazoa; Arthropoda; Insecta; Coleoptera; Chrysomelidae.
AGCGUGCCGCAGGCUUAUUACGUAAAAAUUUCCAACUCUGAUCGGUGAGCAACCGACCACCAACCGACUUGCGACCGAUUGUCGACCGACCGAAAAAUUCGUAUUCGCUAACGCAGUUGGCAACCGGUUGCCCAACUGUCAUUGAAUGCAAUUUGAAUGCAGUUUUUGCGACCGAACAGCGCCACUAGCAAUCGAGUAGCAACCGGUGGAACUAAAGUGACAUACAUAUGAUAAACAAUCGUCGUGUUUAUAAAUCGAAAAAUAAAUAAAUACAUUGUGGAUCGUGAUUGUGAAUUUAAAAUUAACUAUGGGACCUAGUUUUGUUGAAAAUUGAACACAAAUUCAUCCUAAUUUAGCUAAGGACAGUGUUGAGCUUGGAGGGAGAUCAAAGGAGACAAUUAAUAGAAAGUAGGACAAAUUAGCGAUAUGUCUGAAUACUCAUGGAUCUGGAGCUACAAAAAAUGGACAAUGUUGGAGAAGGUGACUUGGAUUUUGUUCCUUCUCAAGUCACAGCAAAGGAAUAUGAUGCCAACAAGGCUCAAAACCUUGCCGCUAGUAAUGGUCAAUCUGCAUCUCCAAGUUCACCUAUUCCGUCAUGUUCGAGGCAUGAAGCUGCUGAAGACACACAGCGUAACGACGAACAUCGCACACCUCCUCAUUCGCCUAUAUCCCUCUGCUCUCUUGAAAAUGAGAAUCAUGGGAAAGAGAAUCGUUCUUCUCCUAUUCCAUCGUGCUCCUUCCAAUCCACUUACAAAAAUUCAAAUUAUUUUAUACCAUUAACUGCAAUUCAGCCUUUGCCAAUAGUUAAACAGGAUGAUUCUAAAAGAAAACGUAGAACACAGAAGUCAGAAAUUUUAACAUCUACACCUAUUAGAGAACAGUUGAGAAAUCAGAAAAAUAAAAAAUUACGUGCAAAGAAACCUAGCAGUUCAAAUUUGGAUCGACCUAAAUUGCAGUACCCGAAGCCACCGGUACAUAAAACGGACCCCAAUGAAGAAAAUGUACCAUGCCUCGUCUGUGGAGAUACUUUUGGCAACUCUAGACCUGGCGAAACAUGGAUUGAGUGCAAUAUGUGUCAAAACUGGGCUCAUCAAUUAUGUGCUGAUUACAACAGAGCGAAGACAUUAGCGAAAGGGAACGACGACAAUAAUUAUGUGAGCUCUCUAAUACAAAGAGAAAGGAGAAAGGAUUUCAGUUUUAGCGGAGUCAAGUACAGCCCUCUGUCACAUAUAAUAAAGUCUCAGAAAGGAGGGUUGACAGAUAUCGCAAACCAAGGAGGCAGUUUCUCCGAGAAAUGCUGA